This is a messenger RNA of Vigna angularis (adzuki bean), 2148 nucleotides long. RefSeq lists its product as uncharacterized. Bases 1 to 2148 code for a protein of 715 amino acids. The record is from RefSeq and is a predicted model, not a curated record. Gene Ontology annotation, molecular function: zinc ion binding; nucleic acid binding. NCBI's taxonomy places the organism in Eukaryota, Viridiplantae, Streptophyta, Magnoliopsida, Fabales, Fabaceae. The transcript has 3 exons.
AUGGAACGAAUUUUCAACGCCAAGAGAUGUCCGGAUGAGAACCGCUUGGCGUAUUCAGAGUACUUGCUAACUGAUGAAGCGAGCCACUGGUGGGCGAGCGCGAGAGCCAUUCUAACGGACGCUCAACAACCAAUCAAUUGGGAAGUGUUCAGAAACAAAUUUUAUGAGGAAUACUUCCCUGACAGCGUUUGUUUUGCCAAGGAGGUAGAGUUUUUGCAACUCGUUCAAGGUGGUAUGUCUGUUUCAGAGUACACCAACAAGUUUAAACACCUUGUCAGAUUCAAUACAAUGGCCACUAGUGAGGAGUGGCAGUGCAGGAAAUUCGAGAACGGUUUGCGCGGUGAUCUGAAGGUUGUGAUUUCCAGCUUGUGUAUCCGAACGUUCCCUGCUAUGGUUGAAAGAGCUAAGGUGUUAGAGAAGAACUUGGCAGAGGCGGAAAGGCACAAGAAACAGCAAACAGUAAGGGGGCCGAUCGUCUCAAGGGGAAAUGUGAAUCAGAGAGGCUCCCCUUACGCUCGUCCAACAACCAACACGAGUGGAUCUCAAGCUUUGGUUCCUGCCGGACAGUCUGGGCAGCAAAGUAACGUUAUAUGUUACCAGUGUGGAGGACCCCAUUAUCGUUCGUCAUGCCCUCAACUAGUGGGAGGAAAAUAUUGCACUCAAUGUAGAAGAAAUGGACAUCUGGAGAACGAGUGCAACAUGGGCGGACGCGCUGUGAUGAGACCGCCGAACGCUGGAAGGAACCAGCAAGGUAGAGGUGGUCGAGCUCAAGCUGUUGGGCGUGUAUAUGCAAUUACUGGGGCGGAAGCAGCGAGUUCAGCUGCGGGUGAAGUUAGGACGUCUACCAUGUGUGUUAGAUGUCCUAUUGAGGUAGAAGGACGUAGGUACAAGGUGAAUCUCAUCUGUUUGCCUCUCAAAGACUUAGAAGUAAUUCUGGGAAUGGAUUGGCUAAAUACCAAUCGCGUUCUCAUAGAUUGUGGAGCUAAGAGGUUAAUUUUUCCUGAAGAAGAUGAAGAGGAGUUGGGUGUGACGCUCGGUAAAUUGAAAGAAGACAUUAUGGAGGGCGCGACUUGUUUCUUGAUCAUGACGCAUGAAGACAGAGAGAGUGCGGAUGAGAAUUUUGAGCGUUCGUCCAAUAAGUGCACUGAAGGACGAAUGGUUGUGGACGAAUUCCAGGAUGUCUUUCCAGAAGAGAUCCCUGGACUACCUCCUGUGCGUGAGGUUGAAUUCACCAUUGAUUUGGUGACCACGGCAGCCCCUAUAUCUGUUCAACCAUACCGUAUGGCGCCUGCAGAGUUGGUUGAACUCAAGAAGCAGAUUGAAGAACUUAUGGAUAAACAAUUCAUCAGACCGAGUUGUAUAGACUACAGGCAAUUGAACAAGCUGACCAUCAAGAACAAAGACCCGUUGCCAAGGAUUGAUGACUUGUUGGAUCAACUGCAUGGGGCAACGGUGUUCUCUAAGAUUGAUUUGCGUUCGGGAUAUCACCAAAUCAGGGUGAAGGAGGACGACAUCCAGAAGACUGCUUUCAGGUCGCGUUAUGGACACUACGAGUAUGUAGUGAUGCCAUUUGGAGUAACGAACACUCCUGCAGUGUUCAUGGAUUAUAUGAACCGCAUCUUCUGGCCAUACCUGGACAAGUUUGUGGUCGUUUUUAUAGAUGAUAUUCUCAUCUACUCUAAGACGCAAGCUGAACAUGAAGAACACUUGAGGGCAGUGCUGAGCGUGUUGAGGGAAAAGGAGUUGUAUGCCAAACUGUCCAAGUGUGAAUUCUGGAUGAAGGAGGUGCAAUUUCUGGGCCAUAUUGUGUCCGUUGGAGGGAUCUCGGUAGAUCCAGCAAAGGUACGUGCGGUUAUGGAAUGGGAACGUCCGCGUUCGGUCACGGAGGUGAGAAGCUUCGUUGGUCUUGCGGGCUACUAUAGGCGUUUCAUUGAAGGGUUUUCUAAGAUAGUAGCACCACUGACUCAGCUCACCAGGAAAGAUCAACCGUUCGCGUGGACUGACUUGUGUGAGGAACGUUUCCAGGAGCUGAAAGUCAAACUGACGAGCGCUCCAGUUUUAAUCAUUCCAGACACGUCCAAGCCCUUUGAAGUGUACUGCGACGCGUCUCAUCAAGGGUUGGGCUGUGUGCUCAUGCAAGAGAGAUGA